GGGUUGCAAGCCCCCAGAAGCCGGCGUGCAGCUGCAGUGUUGCUGGGGGUGGGGGGCGAUUGCAUGUCUUUACAUUGCAUUGCAUUGCAUUUUUUACAUUGCAUUUUGCAUAUUGCAUGCAGGGGAGGGGGUUGGCACGGCUGCAGCGGGCUCCCCCGGCUGGCAGCAUGCUGGCCGGUCGUUGAGCCGGGGCGCCGGGGGAGGUGGGGAGGGCUUCCCCCGGGAUUCCCCGGGCUGGGCUGGGGUUGGGGGGGGGGGAUUCCCCCGGGAUUCCCAGGACGGCGCUGGGACGCGCGGCGCUGCUGCUCUGUUACUUUGCGGCGCUGCUGCAGCUGCGGAGGAUGUGGAGCAACAAGUACCUGCGGAGCCCCCUGACCCGCGCCCUGCUGCUCAACAUGCGGAGCCGGCACCACGACGACGCCGACAAGCUGCAGUGGUACACCUGUGACACAGAAUCACUCCCACAACACCUGCAGCCGCUGUUCAUUCAGAGCCACCUGGAUGCGGAGACGCAGGCAUUCCUGAGGCAGUGUUCGGAGAAGUCCAGCUGGCUCGGUGUCCAGAUCUAUUACUCCUUUGUCACCUCGGUCUUUGGUCUGUUCAUGUCCAAAACCUCUAUCAACGGGCUGCUCGGGAGGGGCUCGAUGUUCGUUUUCUCUGAGGCGCAGUUACUGCGGCUGCUGAGGGUCGGGCCUGACUGGAGGACCAGCAGGCUGCUGGAUCUCGGAGCCGGGGACGGCGAGGUCACCAAGAUUAUCAGCUCCCACGUUGAAGAGGUCUACGUGACCGAGGUGUCUCCCACCAUGAAGUGGCAACUGAGGAAGAAGCGGUACAGGCUCCUGGAGAUCGACGAAUGGCAAACCACCGGCUUCCAGUACGACGUAAUCAGCUGCUUGAACCUGCUGGACCGGUGUGAUCGACCCCUGACCCUGCUGCGGGACAUCAGGAGCGCAUUGGAACCGCGCAAAGGCCGACUGCUCCUGGCCGUGGUCUUGCCCUUCCAGCCCUAUGUGGAGAACGGCGGGAAAUGGGAGCGCCCCUCGGAGCAGCUGGACGUGUCUGGAGACACGUGGGAGCAGCAGGUGACCAGCUUCAGCCGGGAUGUCUUCGCCCGGGCGGGCUUCGCCGUCGAGUCAUUCAGCCGCCUGCCCUACCUGUGUGAGGGGGACCUGUACAACGAGCACUACGUGCUGGACGAUGCAGUGUUUGUGCUGACCCCUGUGUAGGGUGGUCCCUGCGCAGAGCGCACACCGGCGGACCCCCCCCACCCCCCCCCCAGAAACCCCGGUGUACGUAAACCCACCCCGUGGUGGGGCAGCCUUUUACAUGGCUGAGAUCGCACCUCAAGGAUUUCUUCUGAUUGGAGCUCCCCCCACCCCCCCGCCUGCUCCUCCCCCCUUUGCCUGUGGGGCUGGGCUCUCCCUGCCUCCCUGCUCUCUCUCUGUUGCCCCCACCCCCAACCCUGGGUCUUCAGGUGGCCGGGGCGGAGCAGGCGAUCGUCCUGGAGUCUCCGAGAACCGCGUGCGCCAGCGUACGUCUCUGCAAACCCACGCAGAGAAACAAGGACGCCUGGCCGCUGGGGAGGUCAGCGGGUCGGGCAGCGUCUGUGGGGGCAGAGGGGACGGUCGACGUUCCACCUCCGGACCCUGCUUCAGAGCUGAGGGUGCAGGCGAGAGAUGUUUGGUGUGAAGAGGUGGGGGAUGAUGGGAUGAUGGGGCAGAUGUAGCCAGGUGAGGGCCCCCCUCUUCCCCCCCCCCUCCCUCCCUCCCUCCCUCCGUCCCCCCUCUCUCCCCCGGUUCCACCCACCAGUCCUCGCCUCAGCCCCCCCCCCCCUCACCUGUUCAGACUGACCAUCUCCCCUCUACACCCUCAGUCCUGACCCGAAAUGUUAACCAUCCCUCCUCCCCGACAGCCGCUGCCUGACCCGCUGAAUUCUUGCUCCAGAUUCCGGCAUCUGCAGUCCUCUGUGCGUGUAACCCUGCAGUUGUGUGGAUCCGUGUGUCUGCAUGUGCAACUGUGUGCACUCGCUGGCGUAUGUGCGGGAGAGUGGGUGUUAUCGUCGUUCCCCCCCCCCCCCCCCCCGUUGUGUUUCGGCGGGAGUUGGGACAGGGGUCCGGGGCAACUUAUGGGACGGACAAUUCUCGCUCCGGUUCCGUAGCUGGGAGGAGCUGGGGUUCCAAUGAACGAAGGGUGGGUGGGAUUGUAACCCCAUGCCUCAGCACAGACACAGACCUCCGCCUUAAUCCGACGAACGGCAGUGGUUCAUCAGCCCGUCUCGUGCUGUUCCAAAGUUCUGGAGCAGCCGUUUUAGGGAGUUUUUACAACCUCUUUCAGUCGUAAAAAAAACGUGUUUCUUGUUGGCCUUACAUAGGGUGAAGAACUCUGAAUGUCAUCAUUGAAACCACCUCAAUGCAAACUGCACAAUUUAACACAAGAAGCAACAUUAAAUGUUUAAUACUUUACAUUCCUGACAUGAAAUGUUUUAAUUUUAUAGGAAUUCAUUUUAAACUGGAGAGGGAUUAAGUGAUGCUGAGGGGUGAUACAGGGCUCACACUUACUGAACCUAAACUAAUAAACUUUCCUUACA
Molecule: messenger RNA, 2587 nt
Organism: Pristis pectinata (smalltooth sawfish)
Lineage: Eukaryota; Metazoa; Chordata; Chondrichthyes; Rhinopristiformes; Pristidae
Gene: mettl9
Product: methyltransferase like 9
Exons: 5
Coding region: 342-1226 (294 amino acids)
Molecular function (GO): protein-L-histidine N-pros-methyltransferase activity
Source: RefSeq, a predicted model, not a curated record